CCCGUCAAAGCGGCGGUAGGGUUGGAACUUGGAAGCAUCCUCGCCUUGCGCCGCGUCUCCCCCCCUCCCUUGGCUCUCACCGGUGGGGUUGGAGCGGAGGCUGCGCGCGCGGGAUUGGAAGCGGCGCGGUCGUCGGAGGUGCUCGCUGCUUGCGUCGGCUCCGCCGGGACGACUACUGUGGCUUCUUCCUUGAAGCACCUCCUCAAAAGUCUCACCGUGGCAUGACAGUAUAAUGAUUGUUAGAGCUCCUCAGAGGCUUCUGCUAAAGAGUCGACAUUGGUCAUUCGGUCUUUAGUAAAAUCAUGACAAGUGAUAAAGAAAAGGUUGCAAAGAAGGGUGGAGAGAUUUCUGGACUUCCAUCAGCGCCACAUGAAGGGGAAGCCAGCCAUGAGCCACAGAGACAACGGUUGCUCAACGGGAGGACCACUGGUCCAACCCGGCGUUCGACCAAAGGAAAUUGGACCCCCGAAGAGGAUGCUGUACUGUCCAAGGCAGUUCAGACUUACCAAGGAAAAAACUGGAAAAAGAUCGCGGAAUGUUUUCCAGACAGAACCGAUGUACAAUGUUUGCACAGGUGGCAAAAGGUUCUAAAUCCUGAAUUGGUCAAAGGGCCAUGGUCCAAAGAAGAAGAUGAUAUCAUUGUUCAGAUGGUAAACAAAUACGGGCCAAAGAAAUGGUCAACCAUUGCUCAAGCUUUGCCAGGAAGAAUAGGAAAGCAAUGUAGGGAACGGUGGCACAAUCAUCUUAACCCUGCCAUAAACAAGGAGGUGUGGACACAAGAGGAGGAAGUUACUCUCAUUCGUGCCCAUCAAAUGUACGGAAAUAAAUGGGCUGAACUGACAAAAAUUUUACCUGGAAGGACUGAUAAUGCAAUUAAAAAUCACUGGAACAGUUCAGUAAAGAAAAAAGUUGAUUCAUACAUUGCUUCAGGCUUACUUGCUCACAUCCCGUGCCUCCCUCUGAUUGAAUGCCCUGCACACUGUGAUUCCUCAUCCGCGAUAAACCGACAAAACAAUGAAGAUAGUUGUUGCAAUGCUACUGGGGAGGUAGAGGAUUCAUCUUGUUGUAGUCAAUCAUCAUUGGCCAAGAUUUCUUGCUCCCAAGUGCAGAACACUAACGUGGCUUUGAGCUGUGGUGUGCAAGUAAAUGUGGAUACCAAAAACAAAGAUGCACAGGACUCCCACUCCUCUAUAUGUCAGGGGGCAUGCUAUACUUCCACAGAGGCUGUAGCAUCUGCUUUGCCUGAUGUGCAUUACAAUAUUUCUUCCUCAAACUUUGAUCCAGAUAAACACUUGCAAAAUGAGUUUGAUCAAAGAAUGAAUCAGCAGAUGGAUAUGAAUGAAGUACCAAGUAAUUCUAUGUUUGCGGACAAGCAAACUUUUUGUAGCACAGCAAAUCAAGAAAGGUCUUUGGUACCAAAUGAAGCAGUACAGGAAAUGCCUAUCUCUACGUUAUCAAACGUUUCUGGUGCUGAGCAAAAACUGCAUUCAAUCUCUGAGGUUGACUGUCUGAAAUCUGACCUUUGGCAAGACAUUUCCUUACAAAGUCUGAUUUCAGGACCUGAUACUAUUGAUGCAGAUUCAUCUUCAAGAAUAAAUAAUCAGCCAGAUGUAUAUUCUUCUAAAGCAGACACCAAUUUUUUGGCAGAAUCGUACACAUUAUAUACAUCAAAUCCAUCUAGUGUGAUGUGGACUGUGUAUGAACAGAGUCCAUUGAUGACAAUAUCUCCCUCUUUUAUAUGUUCAGAUAGUUUGCCUGAUGCGCCUGAAAAUAGAUCCGAGCCAAGAGAGAUGCCAGAUUCUCAAGCAGAGACAAUCACAUGCUCAAACAAUUCUUUUGCUGAUGCUGAGCAGCUUGCUAAACCUGGCAGUAGUGAUGGAAGGACUGGGGCUUCGACAGUGAUGGAAAUCAUAACAGAAUGCGGGGACGAACUGUUGACAGAGGCUGAAGAAAUUGUGCCCAACACAGAAAAAGAACAAUCAUCGAAAGACAUUGAGACUGCACCAGAUGAAAAGAAGGAUGAGGGAGCCCUAUUCUACAAACCCCUUCCCUUUCCAGGUUUGGAUGAUCCUUUUGUCCGCUGCGAUCUUGUAACUCCUGAUGACCGGCAAGAAUAUAGUCCCUUUGGCCUUAGGCAGUUGGUGCUGUCAACCAUGAAUGUCCCCACUCCUUUAAGAUUAUGGGGCUCCCCAACACCUGAUGGAAGCCCUGAUGUUGUGCUAAAGAGUGCUGCCAAAAGCUUUGGAUGCACACCAUCAAUAAUGAAGAAAAGGCACAGAGAUAUAUUGUCUCCUACUCCAGAUAAAAGAAUAGAGAAGAAAUCUGGGACUGAAAAGGAUUGUAGGAUGUCAGACACGUCCUGUAACAGUACUGCAACAUAUUCCAGUAAUGCCACCAAAGAUGAUCUUCCAGACAAUUUACAACCUGCAGGUAUUCUUAUUGAACACAACAGCAAUAACUUCAUUUCCCUUGAUGGUGGUGCAAACACCAUAUGUUUACCAGCCUGUAAGGAAGUAAUUAGUUCUAAAUCAAAGCCUGCGGAGCUAAUUGUUGAAAAAUCAUCACCAUGCAUCAAUGCGGAUUACAAAUAUUUAGCUACUGACAUAUUGGGGGAUACCCCAGGUGUCAAAAGAGGACUGGAAUCUCCUUCAGCAUGGAAAUCCCCUUGGUACUUCGAUAUGCAUAUGCACUUUCAGGGUUUUAGCCCAGGAGAUAGAACAUUUGAUGCGUUAGGGUUAGCGAAGCAGACAAGUGUUCUCAGUGUUGCUGCUGUGGCGGAGGCCGGUGAUGUGCUAGGAAGUGGCAGCAGGAACUCUGAUAAGGAAAACAAGGAGAAUAUUGACGCCAAGAAGGAACAAGGAACAAGCAAAUUGCAGACCAAAAUCAUGGCCGAGGGGAGAGUCCUGGAUUUCAACGAAUGUACCACACCUGCAAGAACAGCAGAUAAGAAACUGGGCAACAAUCUGGGGAGAUCCGUGAGCUCACCCAUUCUUUCCUCCCACAGCCUGAAAAAUUUCCGAUAGUCUCAGCCUAGAAACUAGCUUCCAAAAAGGCAGCAGGAUCCGUGGACUGUUAAACAUCCGUAUCAUUCAAUUCAAUUUUAAUUUAUCAUUGGUUAACAGUUUAAA
This is a messenger RNA of Phragmites australis (common reed), 3128 nucleotides long. Its product is annotated as transcription factor MYB3R-1-like. The coding region runs from base 303 to 3023 and encodes 906 amino acids. The transcript is spliced from 13 exons. Gene Ontology annotation, biological process: regulation of DNA-templated transcription. NCBI's taxonomy places the organism in Eukaryota, Viridiplantae, Streptophyta, Magnoliopsida, Poales, Poaceae. Gene Ontology annotation, cellular component: nucleus. The record is from RefSeq and is a predicted model, not a curated record. Gene Ontology annotation, molecular function: RNA polymerase II cis-regulatory region sequence-specific DNA binding; DNA-binding transcription factor activity, RNA polymerase II-specific.